AUGGAACUCGACUGUUCAGCAAUUGGUUCAGCGACCUACUAUUACCUCAGAGAGCGUCAUCACGGCUCUCAUGACCAAAGCUACCUGCAACCAACAUCAUCAAUCCUAUCAAAAGGUAAAACAUUCUGCAAGUUUUGUAACAAGGCUGGUCAUGAUCUAGAAACAUGUCUUACUGCAAAACAUAUAUUAGAUCAAGCCAAAGGUGAUUUUAUUGAAAAGAACCGAAAUAAAUCUUCAAGUUCGUCACAAUAUUCUAGAUCUACCGCAGCGGCUCCUCUCAAAAAUAAAGGAAAACAACUUCAAAUGGCCUCUCUAGGUGGAUCUAAAAAUGAUUGGGAUCAAACUUUCAACUCCAGUAAAAUCAAGUCAACCAAAUCUGAAUCGAAAGAAAAACGUCCUGCUCAACUUGGAAAAAGCUCUCAAGAUAAUUGGUAUCAAACCUCGAGCACCAGCAAAACAAGUUCAGAGAUCCAAAAUCCUUGCCCGGCUUCACAUGGCGUAUAUUCAAAACGAAAUCCCUUCAAAUCGUAUAAGUACAAAAGUUUUGUAAUGCUCUUUCAAAAGGAGGUCGUUAAGAAUUAUUAUCAUCACACUUUAAAUGUUUCUUACAGACAUUAA
Molecule: messenger RNA, 618 nt
Organism: Melampsora larici-populina 98AG31
Lineage: Eukaryota; Fungi; Basidiomycota; Pucciniomycetes; Pucciniales; Melampsoraceae
Exons: 3
Coding region: 1-618 (205 amino acids)
Source: RefSeq, a predicted model, not a curated record